UAACACCUGUUUUGUUGCCAGAAAAAAAUGGGAAAACCUAAUCUAACAAGUCUUUGACACUUCCCGUGAUUGCUUCAAAGUAAACUCAGCCUGGCAUAAUUUAUCUGGUAGGACAAAGGAUACUGACUUAUGUCGUGAUUGUGCAGUUCAUGCAGAAGUAAAAGCCAAGAAGUUCAUGCUUGGUGGUUAAAGUAUUCCACAGGCAAUGCAACCACACUGACGGCCGCAUUUGGCACUGCAACACAUGAUCAGAAUAUUUAUAUUGGAGGAAUCCGAUGAGCUAUAGAGCCCUUUUUCACAGACGUUCAGCGAGGGGCGAGUCAGAAUGUAAUUGUACACAAACCGUACGGCACUUUUUUUUCCAGACUGUGCCCUUGAUUGAGACAGACUGAACAAAACCUGGCACAUUCAUGGGCCAAUAAUCAAAACAGGGUGACCUUUGAAUUUAGAGAGAAAUAAAAAAACACGUGACAAAGUCUGUCUCCAUGCUGCCGUGAACCCAUGGCUGCGCGUGAGCUGUAGAACACAGCGUUUUCUGUAGUCAGCAAAUUCUCUCGCAUCUGCAGUGGAUUCCUGUGGCCCUGGAAACCCCAUUUGACCCUUUGGGCUUGCCCACUCUGAAAAAAUGUUUUGUGGAUGUUUUUCACCAAUGAUAUCCUAACCGUGUCAUCAUCGUGAUGAGAACAAAUACAUGUCCUAGAACUCGGCAGAGCAUCGCACCAUAUCAGGGAAUGGUCUCGGAACACAAAACUGCCAGUCUCACCGAGCAUCUGUUACUUAAUGCUAGAUGGCAUUCUCUUCACGUUUUGAAGAGUGAAUGUCCAUACAUCGUUUCAUGUGGAAGGAAAUCUCUCACAUUUACAGUCCAUUUUUUUCGUGACUUGCUAUCCACGAUUAUGUCCUCUGCACAUGAGCACCUUUCAGUUAUCCAUGAUGGUGUGGAUAAUAGGGGAAAACAAAUGGAGUUAUGGACAGGUGCCAAAUUAAUCUCGAGAUGAGACUUUUUCACCGACCGUGAGAUCUAGCAGAACGAAGGAAGUGAUGGUGUGAUCUCAUGAACAGCAUUUAGCUGUGAUGACCUCAGUGGUUAAACUUUCCCCCGCCAUAGUAAUGUGGAAUUGGCACCGCUGGCUCAGAGCUGAAAAUAGGAUAUGAGCACUGCCCCAGUGCGCAUUGGAACAGAAAAUAAUUUGGACUCUUGGUGUGUUUUGUGAAAGUGCACAGCUGCGCAGGACGAAGCCGGUGAAUCACCCUUUUAUGAAGUUCAGCACCAAGUUGUACAUAAAAGAGCUGGGCGGGUGCCACGGAGAGCGGGUGGAGCACGCCGCAUGCUCUCCGAUAAGGCAAUGGUGUGGCUACCUCAACCGGCCAAAGGUCGCUCCUCGACAUCACCAUUGGGGGUGGGUGGGGUGGCGGGCGGGUGAAUGACAGAGCGGCCCCUUUGCUCCUGCGACCCACCGCCACCUCCUUCUCCACGACCUCGGGGAGGCGGACCGACACCGCGACGCACACCGCCGCCGCCGCCGCCGCCGGUCGCCGGGACCACAGGCGCCAUGGGCCUCGCCGCCGAAAUCCACAGCACAGAGGAGGUGUGCGAAGGCACCAAGCGCUACACGGCGUUCAAAGUGGUGGUGACACAAGAGGGCUCCUCCUGGUCCGUCCUCCACAAGCACAGAGAGUUCAGCCGCCUCCACACUGUGCUGAAGAAGCAGUUUCCAGAGCUGAAUGUGAAACUUCCAUCGAAAAGCAUCUUUGGAAACACUCUGGACGGAGUUUUCAUUAAGCAGAGGAGGAACGGACUCAACAGCUUCAUCCAGAGGGUAGUCUCGGACCCGCACGUCUGUCAACACCCCGACGUGCAAGCCUUCUUACAAAUGGACCACCGCGGCAAGAAGCGCUCUCAGCCGGCUGCGCAGACCAACUCGAACCACAAUCUGAAUAAUGACUCUGACACGAUAAACCUCGGUCCGUCUGCAAACCCACAAGCCAAAACCACGGACUUUGAUUUCUUGAAAGUGAUUGGGAAAGGCAGCUUUGGAAAGGUGCUGCUCGCAAAGCACAAAACCGAUGGGAAAUUUUACGCGGUCAAAGUCCUGCAGAAGUCGGCCAUCCUCAAGCGCAGAGAGCAAAAGCACAUCAUGGCGGAGCGCAACGUCCUGCUGAAGAACGUGAAGCAUCCCUUCCUGGUGGGGCUCCAUUUCUCCUUUCAGACGGCCGACAAGCUCUACUUCAUCCUGGACUACGUCAACGGCGGAGAGCUGUUCCUGCACCUACAAAGGGAGCGAUGCUUCUCGGAGCAGCGGGCUCGCUUCUACGCAGCGGAGAUCGCCAGCGCCAUCGGCCACUUGCACUCGCUCAACAUCGUCUACAGAGAUCUGAAGCCAGAGAACAUCCUUCUUGACUCAAAGGGCCACAUCGUGCUCACGGACUUUGGGCUGUGCAAAGAAGGCAUCGAGCCCAAGGACACCACCUCCACCUUCUGUGGCACUCCAGAGUACCUCGCCCCGGAGGUUCUACAGAAGCUGCCGUACGACCGCACGGUGGACUGGUGGUGCCUGGGCUCGGUACUCUACGAGAUGAUCCAUGGCCUGCCCCCAUUCUACAGCCGGAACACUGCGGAGAUGUACGACAGCAUCCUGCACCGGCCGGUGCGCUUCCGGCCGGGUCUCGCAGCGCCCGCCCGCGACGUCCUGGAGCGUCUCCUGCACAAGGAGAAGCACCUGCGGCUGGGCGCCGUCGCAGACUUUCUGGAGAUCAAGAACCACGCAUUUUUCUCCUCCAUCAACUGGGACGACCUCUACGCCAGGCGCAUCACGCCCCCGUACAAUCCGGACGUGGCGGGGCCAUCGGAUCUGCGCCACUUCGACCCGGAGUUUGUGCGGGAACCGGUGCCCAACUCCGUGGGACGGUCGCCCGAUCCAGCCAUCGUCAGCAGCAGCGUCGUGGCCGCUGGGGACGCCUUCCUGGGCUUCUCGUACGCCCCGUCGGCUGACGACACCUUCCUCUAACGAACGAACAAACGAUGGCAGCUGCCUCCGUGUGAUGAAACUUCGAUACUAUUUAGCGGAGGGCGCUUUCCCCACCCAACGGUGAUGUCUCGCUGUAGCAGGGCGAAGCCUAAAAAAUACUCCCCUGUAACGGACGCUGCGUUCCUUCAGUAUGCAGCACCUCGCUAGCAGAGGACGCUUUGCUAUAAUGGGCUGCAGCCGCCCAUGAUAGACAGUGCCUCUUCAUAGCAUGCGGUACUGCUGUAAUUGACACCCAGCUGUAAUGGACAAUGAUCCACGUUUGUCUCCUGCCAUGACCCCUCGCCCGCCUCCUGUCAGAUCACACCUUGCUAUACCAUCACCCCACUUCUUUCUCAAACGCAUCAACCAAUGUGGCCUCCCUUUGACACUUCUGCCAAUGCCUCUCUCUGGCUACCAGAUGAGUGUGAAUAAUGAACAAAAACGUUAUAUUUUGAUUGAUUCGCAUCGUGAUUUCAAAUGUAGUAGAUGAACAACACCCAAUCGACAGUGAUGACAUGACAUUAUGAGCCUGCUUUUUAGUGUUUACUUCUAGUGGCUAAGAUAUAUCACUAAUUGACUUAUGUACACCAUUAACAAUCUUGAACGCGAUUCACUCCCAAUCGCACAGUAAUUUCUCUCGUGAAGCGUGAACGGGAGAGAGGUCUGUGCGGAAGAGUGAGCGUUCUGAUGCUGGCCAGGGCGGCUUGGUUAUGAUUGGAGCCAUAGAUCCCCACCCCAUGUAACCCGCGGUGGGGGUAGUGGUGAAUCCAAUAUUGUUGUCUCCGAGGGACAAUGCGUUUAAACGAGUUCUAAAGAACAAAACGAGAGGUCGAAUAAGACCGUGUCAUUUCCGUGACGAGUUUUAAGCCAGAAGGAUGGUGACCGGCAAUGCAUUCGCACGGCCACGAGUGGUAAGCAGAGCUGGGCCUGGCCAGCUCUGUUCAGCUGCGUUCAGCUGCGUUCAGCUUGGCCAACCAAGAGCCAUGUCCAUGAACGUCACCGUAUUACAGGCCACCGUCAGGUGGAGACUUGCAGGCCAUGACAUUAAUACCCCUGCCGAUCACUAAACCAUAUUUUAUUGCAACACUGGAGAAAGUUCUCAUACAUAUUGAUGUGUAUUUACAAGCAAACCUCAUCUAUUUGCACUAAUGCCUGGGGCCUUUGCAAAUAUUAGGAAGCUGACCUUUUUUUUCAAGUAGUUGAAUGUUUGUUUUACACUUGAAUGCACCCAGACAUAUGGAUAUGUUAGCACUGUGACUGAUAAAGUCUUAACACAACACAAAGUGCAUUCUUUUUACAAAAUGUAAUAUUGUGUAAUAUGCAAAUGCAAGGGGAUACAUGGCUAUAUUUUAUAUUUAGCAUUUUAUAUUUUCUUAUAUCUACACAGAUACGUAACAUUACUGUAAAGUGAAAAAGUGCAAAGUCAGAUUUCACAGUAGUUGGUAUGGGAAUCCAUGAGGUUUGCCUGUAAAUCAUAAUCUAUGUGCCUUUUACGGUAAAUGUAAUUGUAAAACAUCACAUCCACUUUCCAACCACUACCUCUCCCAAGCGGACCCAACAAUAUUCCUGCCACAAGAAUGCGCUCCCCUUCCCAGAUUGGACGUCAUCACCAUCAUUUAUUACUUUACGUGCGCUUCACAACGUCUCGCGUGUUAUGAAGCGCAUGUGAUUUAGGCCUCGAGGGAUAGGGUAAAGGAGAGGAGGAGAAUUUGGAACAGAGUUUAGCCGCAUGGUGGAAUGUACCGAAACUGAUCACGGCGCUCUGUAGGAAAACUCUGCGUCUCGUCAAGUCUGCUGACAAUUGUAUGCUUCACAGAGCGGCCCAAGGUGAGAUGAUCAACCAUCUCUCCAGCUGAGGGUAUUGACCCAUGAGUCAUUAGAAGUGGACGACACAACCCAUUGUACACGGGGGCUGGUGUCGUCAUGCAAAGGCAAAAUUACGUGGCACCUUGUAUUUGCUGUUCUUGGCAUGGACACUGGUGUCACGUCAACAUGAACAUCAGUUCACAAUUGGGAAGAGUCGAGUGUGACCUCAGGGCGCCAUGGUGACGAGAUGUUAACUACCUCGCCUGAUUUUCAGGUCGUGGUUUCGAUUCCGACGCUGACGUCUGCAUAUUUGGAGUUUGCAUGUGUC
Molecule: messenger RNA, 5142 nt
Organism: Petromyzon marinus (sea lamprey)
Lineage: Eukaryota; Metazoa; Chordata; Hyperoartia; Petromyzontiformes; Petromyzontidae
Product: serine/threonine-protein kinase Sgk1-like
Biological process (GO): protein phosphorylation
Molecular function (GO): phosphatidylinositol binding; protein serine/threonine kinase activity; ATP binding
Source: RefSeq, a predicted model, not a curated record